This is a messenger RNA of Nasonia vitripennis (jewel wasp), 1870 nucleotides long. Its product is annotated as CCAAT/enhancer-binding protein. The coding region runs from base 503 to 1618 and encodes 371 amino acids. Gene Ontology annotation, molecular function: RNA polymerase II cis-regulatory region sequence-specific DNA binding; DNA-binding transcription factor activity, RNA polymerase II-specific. Gene Ontology annotation, biological process: DNA-templated transcription; regulation of transcription by RNA polymerase II. NCBI's taxonomy places the organism in Eukaryota, Metazoa, Arthropoda, Insecta, Hymenoptera, Pteromalidae. The transcript has a single exon. The record is from RefSeq and is a predicted model, not a curated record.
CGCUCGGUCCGGCGGCGGCGCUACACAUUGAAAGCUUGCGACAUGCCGCGGAGGUGCUCAGUCGCGCGCCAACUCUCGUGAGAGCCACUAGCUGCUUUGAUAAGCUCCUCGCUGACUCUGCGUCGUCGUCGUCGUCGUCGCCGUUUUGUAGUCGUCGUCGUCGUCGUCGUCGUCGUCGUCGUCGCAUGUGUGUCUUGCGAGCCAUCAGCCGCUCGGAUCUUUAGCUCAUUUAUUGGCAGUGUCGAUCCACGUGAGCCAGCUCCACGAGUCGUGUGUGUAUACGCGCGUGUCGUCUGCUACGUCUUUUGCUGCGGCAGAAGUGACUGUUGCCUCUGAAAGUGCGAAAACUGUGUGUUCCUAUUGCGAACAACUUGUGCUGAGUUUGUAAAAGAGGUAUUGAGGGGAGGAUCGAGGACUGAGCUACUGGACACUCGGAGCACCGGACUCCUCUAUUUAUGUUGCGAUAGUCUCUGUGAUGUGUGAUUGAUCCGCUGAAAGUGCGAUGGAGUCCCCGAACAUGUACGACACGCAAGCCCACCAAGUGGGCCAGCAGCAACUGCAGGCCGAGCUCAAAAAGUCCGGCCAGCUUCUCGGCCAGAACAACAACAACAACAACAACAACAACAAUAACAACAACAACAACAACUCGAGCCUGCAGGUAAAUCACAAUCAGCAAACGAAUGGCGUUAGCAAAGUAUCGGCCUCAAAAGCCACUCUUCACCAACAGUAUGCGGAGCACUGCGCCGCGGCCGGUGAACUGACCGACCUGAACACCCCGGAGAUCUCUCUGGACCUGCAGCACCUCAUCGACGACUCGCACUUCAACGACGGCCUCCUGGACAUGCUCGGGGCCGGCAACAACGGCAGCGUCAAGCACGCCCGGCUCCCGGCCGGCAACGCCGCGGCCGCGGCCGCUGGCUACCCCAGGGCCGCGGCCCUGGCCUACAUGCCCCAGCCCGUGCACAGCGCGGCCAGCUAUCACCACGGCAGCAACAGCUGCAGCGACAGCAACAGCUCGAGCAGCGAGUCGCCGAGCAUCAAGGAGGAGCCGCUCGACCCGGCGGACUACCGCAGGCACUGCCAGCAGUACACGCCCGGCGGCUACAACCCCGCCGGGCCCUUCGCCAACGGCGGCCCGACCUUCACCACGCUCACGCCCUCCAGCCUGCCCGGCCACCCGGGCGUCCACCAGCAGCAGCAGCAGCAGCAGCAGCAGCCGCAACAGCAGCAGCAGCAGGGCCGCGCCGGGCCGAUGAAGCCCGUGAUGCAGGCGCACCAACAGCACGCGGGCAUGCCCGGAGCCGUGAGUUCGCGCAAGCAGAGCAAGUCCGUGGACAAGGCCAGCGACGAGUACAGGCGGCGCCGCGAGCGCAACAACAUCGCCGUGCGCAAGAGCCGGGAGAAGGCGAAGGUGCGCUCGCGCGAGACCGAGGAGCGCGUGAAGCAUCUCGUGAAGGAGAACGACGUGCUGAGGAAGAAGGUGGAGAUACUCUCGGAGGAGCUGAACGUCCUCAGGUCGCUCUUCAGCAGCGUCGGCGUGCUACCGGAACAGCUGCAGCGCGAGAUCUCCAGGCACAUCGACCAGUUUCAGCAGCACGUGGGCGGACCGACGAUGUAGCAGCGGAGCCGUGCUUUAUAGGCUAUAGGCUGCCGCUGAACAAGGCUCGUCUUACUUAUCAUAAACACACACACACACACGCGCACACACACACACACAAACGGCCGGUGAGGACCACCGGAGCUUCCAAAGGAAUCCGGCUAUGAGCGCCAGGAAGAGAGACACGCGGAACGCGGACAUGCCGCGGCAUCGUUCCGCGAGUGCUGACGCGCUGUAUAUGUCGAUGGACGCUCUUUGCCGUUGUUUUUACGU